Molecule: messenger RNA, 2445 nt
Organism: Populus euphratica (Euphrates poplar)
Lineage: Eukaryota; Viridiplantae; Streptophyta; Magnoliopsida; Malpighiales; Salicaceae
Product: linoleate 13S-lipoxygenase 2-1, chloroplastic-like
Exons: 8
Coding region: 82-2436 (784 amino acids)
Biological process (GO): lipid oxidation
Molecular function (GO): oxidoreductase activity, acting on single donors with incorporation of molecular oxygen, incorporation of two atoms of oxygen; metal ion binding; protein binding
Source: RefSeq, a predicted model, not a curated record
CUAAAGUAUAUUACUUUUUUCCCUGUAUAUGAUAAAAUGUACGUAUAGAUCAUAUUACUCACUUUUCUUUUCUUUUCUGUAAUGUUUCCAAAACACACAGGACAAGAUCAGCGGUACUUAACAGAGAGGGCAUGGCGGGCAGGCCAUGUGGAUGAUAAUGUCGUGUAUGAAGCAGAAUUUGUGGUUCCACCUGAUUAUGGAGAAGUUGGUGCGGUUUAUGUUACCAAUGAACACAGUAAGGAGAUGUUCAUCAAGGAAAUAGUCCUUGAUGGUUCCUCUCAUGACAAAGUUUUAUUGACAUGUCAGUCAUGGGUUGAAUAUGAGCAGGAAAGACUCUUCUUUACCAACAAGUCAACGUACAUGCCCAACAAGACACCAAGUGGAUUGAGAAGGUUGAGACAGGAGGAGCUUGUGAAUCUGCGAGGCGACGGCCAAGGAGAGCGCAAAAAAGGUGAAAGAAUAUAUGACUACGACGUGUACAAUGACCUUGGAGAUCCUGAUAAGAGUCCUGAUUUAAAAAGACCAGUGCUAGGCGGCGAAGAACAUCCUUAUCCUAGACGUUGCCGAACAGGGCGGCCACGGACCAAGAAUUAUCCAUCUAUGGAGACAAGGAGCAAGUACAUAUAUGUUCCCCGAGAUGAAGAAUUCUCUGACACAAAGCAGAAAUCACUUGAAAAGAGGAGAAAAUUGGAAAUACUACGUUCAAUAAUACCAGGACUACAAGCUGCUUUCAAUAAUAAGGCUAAAUUCCCAUACUUCACAGCCAUAGAUGUACUCUUCAAUGAAGGAAUCAACUUGCCUUCCGCUCCGCUAGAAGAGAUCAGUUCCUUGCCCGCGUUUAUAAAGCAGCUUUUUAGUCCAGUUAUAUACGAGUUGCGAUUUGAUACUCCUCAAGUAAUGGAGAGUGACAGAUUUUCUUGGCUAAGGGAUGAGGAAUUCGCUCGGGAGACUCUUGCUGGUCUAAAUCCAUCUAGCAUACAAUUGGUCACGGUACAGGAAUGGCCUCUGAGAAGUAAACUUGAUCCUGACAUCUACGGUCCAACGGAGUCAGCAAUCACAGAUGAAAUAAUCAAGGACGAAAUCAAAGAUUUUAUGACAGUUGACAAGGCUCUAGAACAAAAGAAACUGUUCAUCCUUGAUUAUCACGAUAUACUUCUACCUUUUGUGAGACAAGUACGAGAGCUUGAAAAUACAACUCUAUAUGGUUCGCGGACAUUGUUUUUCCUAACCCCACACGGAACACUGAAGCCGCUAGCCAUUGAGCUCACUCGUCCACCGAUGGAUGGAAAGCCACAGUGGAAGCAAGUGUUUACACCAUCCUGGAAUUCCACAGAUAUCUGGCUUUGGAGACUUGCCAAAGCUCAUGUCCUUGCACAUGAUUCUGGCUAUCACCAACUUAUUACUCACUGGCUACGAACUCAUUGUGCCACAGAGCCAUACGUAAUUGCAACCAAUCGACAACUUAGUGUCAUGCAUCCAAUCUAUAGGCUCCUGCACCCUCACUUUCGAUACACAAUGGAGAUUAAUGCUACAGCUAGAAACACGCUAAUCAAUGCUGCCGGGACAAUUGAGUCGACAUUUGCACCUGGAAAGUAUUGUAUGGAGCUAAGCUCUGUUAUUUACGAUAAGCAGUGGAGGUUUGACCAUCAGGGACUGCCUAAGGAUCUAAUUAGCAGAGGAAUGGCCAUUGAAGAUCCAUCUUCUCCGCAUGGUCUGAAGCUAGCAGUAGAAGAUUACCCUUAUGCCAAUGAUGGUCUUGAGUUAUGGGACAUCAUCAAAAAAUGGGUCAGCGACUAUGUCAAUCACUACUAUCCAGAGGCAAGUCUCAUCGAGUCCGAUUCUGAGCUCCUAGCAUGGUGGGAAGAAGUACGUACUGUAGGCCAUGGUGACAAAAAGGACGAACCAUGGUGGCCUAAGCUAAAAACACCGCAGGACCUUAUUGAAAUUAUCACAACUAUUAUAUGGAUAGUCUCAGGUCACCAUGCUGCUGUGAACUUUGGACAAUAUGCAUAUGCGGGGUAUUUCCCAAAUAGGCCUACAAUUACUAGAAAAAAUAUGCCAACUGAAGAUCCAAAUGAUAAGGAAUGGCAUUCUUUCUUGGAAAAACCUGAAGAAACGCUUAUGGAUACCUUCCCAUCACAACUUCAGGCUGUAAAAGUGAUUGCUACUUUGAAUGUUUUAUCUGAACACUCUCCUGAUGAGGAGUAUCUAGGAGGUAAAAUAGAGCCAGUUUGGGCUGAGGAUCCUGAUAUAAAGCAUUAUUUUGACGAAUUUAAUGAGAGUUUGAACAAGCUGGGAGAGAAUAUAGAUGGAAGGAAUGCUGACAAGAAUUUGUUCAACCGAAAUGGAGCUGGUGUUAUGCCUUAUGAGCUGUUGAAGCCGUCCUCCGGGCCUGGGAUUACUGGGGAAGGAGUUCCCUGUAGUAUCUCCAUUUAAACAACUUAA